Messenger RNA from Saccoglossus kowalevskii, 1534 nucleotides. RefSeq names its product cyanocobalamin reductase / alkylcobalamin dealkylase-like. Gene Ontology annotation, cellular component: cytoplasm. Lineage: Eukaryota; Metazoa; Hemichordata; Enteropneusta; Harrimaniidae. Gene Ontology annotation, biological process: cobalamin metabolic process. The record is from RefSeq and is a predicted model, not a curated record. Gene Ontology annotation, molecular function: cyanocobalamin reductase (cyanide-eliminating) (NADP+) activity; demethylase activity; FAD binding.
ACCAACUUCACACUGUCCAGCUUUGAUUGGUAGCUGGUUUGAGGUAGAAGUUCGUGCUAGUAUGGCUGCUCCGAGUGAGGAUGUGGAUGAACAUUUAUCCAAAAUUUUCACACCUGUUGGUUUUGAAUAUUACCCAUUUAAGAUUGGCUGGUACAAUGAAAUUGUAGAUCCAAUAUUCAAGCUGGAUUAUCCUGAUGACACCCUGGCUUAUAUCAUUGUCAGCACACCUGGCAUGUUUGAAAAAGCGUUUGUGCCGUACGUAUGUCGACUGAAUGCCGAAGAUGCCAGGGAUCCAGUUGAUCAGUGUAUUGAUUUGUACUACCAGAAGGUCAAAGAGGCAUUUCCUGACCAUGACAUAGAGGUUAUACAUGACUAUGACUUGCAUGCCAAUAGACGUCCUAAAAUACUUGUACAAACAGCAGGACAUGUUGCUGGUGCUGCAUAUUACUAUCAAAGAAAAGAUGUAAAAAAUGAUCCUUGGGAGAAAGAUCAGAAGAUAUUUGGUGUGAGCGUACAUCCAUUGUUUGGAGGUUGGUUUGGUUUCCGUGGAGUCAUCAUUUUCAAAGAUAUUCAAAAAAUUGAGCUGGAGAAAAAAGAGCCAGUAGACUGUAUCCAGGGUGAUGAAUUAAGAAUACAAGUGUUGGAGAAGUUCACCUACCACUGGGCAGACAAUUCAUUCAGAGAUAUCAUUCCUGUAGUAGAGAAAUAUUCAGAUGAACAGAAAGUUUACUUUAACACACUGCCUGCAGAAAGAAGAAAGUUAUUGGAAUCACUUGGCAUUAAGAUAGGUCAACAAGACAGCUGUAAAGAAACAUAGACAGAGAUGACGAUUGCCUCAAGGAUAUUACCAUGGUGAUGGUUGCCUUGGGAUGUUACCAUGGUGAUGGUUACCUUGGUUAGAUUUUACCAUGCUUGUUGUGUGAGAGAAAAAAUUAUUGUGAUGUAAUUCAAUUAUGAUAAAAUUGUUUUGUAUAACACUUUUCUAGUUAUUGGUAAUCUUUAACUUGAACACUAUAGAUUUGCAAACCACUAUUCCAAUUACUGUCUCCCAUUCAUAUUUAUUUAUUGAAAUAUUCUGAAAACCAGACACCAGGGUAGAUAACUUUAUAAUUUCACCAUUCCUGCCAAAAAUGUUCGACCCUACACUAAAGAUUAUUUUCAUAUAUUUGUUUAGCAGAAGGAGACUACAUUGUAAAUGAUGUCUGUGUCUCUUUAAUCUAGAUCUGAGAAGUUCUAUCUCUAUUCGGAGUGACAAUCAAAAACAACAGCAGUUUUUACUGCAGCACUAAUACACGUACCACACAACUGAGUGUUAUCCCUUUUUUGCUCUUUUCCUGAGACAUCUAAACAUUGUGCCACCGUGUAAAACAUGUAAUUCUAAUUUCCCAUUAAAACUAUUGUGUUCUUUGUUACAUAAUUGUUGUAUCAGCCAUCUAAAGAGAAAGGUCCCUUCAAUAGUAUUUAUUAGAAUUGCAUUUUCACUGAAGCAGAAACAAAAUGUUAUAAGACCACAAUGCACUGCAAGUUUCAUUUU